GACGCCGAAAGGAAGAGGACCAAUUUUUCUGCGUCGUUUUUGCCCCUUCGGAUACCAAUUGAGGAGAAGACCUCCGGUUCGGAUUUUUAACUUUUGCUUGUCAUUGCGCCCUGCAGAUACCUCUUUAUUUUUGAGACGGGAAAAAAAAUAGAACGUCAAUUUUACACAUCCAUUUUCCCUGCGCAAAGAAUCCCCGAUAUCCGUCACACCCGCGCGCAGCACCAUAGCUGCAGGACAAAGAGGUGUCCCGUUGUAACGGUUCGUGCUCCACACUUGCGUAGGUGUGGACUGGAUAGGAUCGCGAGGGGGAGGAACACAUCUCCGGCAGUCCGCCCUGAGAGAGGGAUUCCAGACGUUGCCGGCGACAGGCAUCACACAGACAGACAUAUGGGGAUGCUUUCUAGCGAGGCGCAAACUCCCGACUUCCGACAGAACCACAAUAGGAUGGCCGGCCAUGCCUCGCCAUCGGUCGUAGUUGGUACUUCAACUGAUCCGGUCGAGAUCACGACCGUACAGAAGAUGCUCUCGGCCACAUCGGGUAGCUUGAUCACUGGUUUGUUAGUAACACCUCUCGAUGUAGUGCGAGUACGAUGGCAAGCUCAAGGCCUUUCUAAGCCGCCACCACAACCCCUAACCGCCGACUUUUCCAAGCUCUCACUCUCGAGCCCCACGCCCUUUCGACCAUCCAGCCUAGGCGUGACAGCCUGCUGCCGCGAAGUCUUCUUCGCAAACAAUAACUCCGAAAUCUGCGUCGUCGGUCCUCGGGUUCACGGAGCCGGUGCCACAGUAAUCGACUGCGCCGUCGAGCACACCCAGCAACGAACCUUUAACUCCACCUUUGACGGUCUCCGCAAGAUCGCUCGCAAUGAAGGUAUCACCACCUUAUGGCGCGGUCUCUCCCCGACCCUCGUUAUGGCCGUCCCUGCCAAUAUCAUCUAUCUAACCGGCUACGACUGGCUCCGUCUUAACCCCGCCUCCCCAAUACAGCGCACCAGCGUCCGCGAUGACAUGGCCCCCUUGGUAGCAGGAAUUACAGCACGCAUGGUUGCGGCCGCCGUCGUUUCCCCCAUCGAGCUGUUUCGCACUCGGAUGCAAGCCGCGCAAGGCGGUAGUUCCUCUGAGCACCUUGCCGAAACCCUCCGCGGAGUCAAGGAUAUGGUCAACACCCACGGGUACCGCUCUCUCUGGCGCGGGUUGACACUCACGCUGUGGCGGGAUGUCCCCUUCUCGGGUAUGUACUGGUGGGGAUACGAAACCAUUCGCGGGAAACUCACCGAUGCCCGUGAGCGCGGGAGGUCGACAACUCUGGAAAUGGACCUCGAUCGUGACGCGCAGAGAAGCUCCAAGGCUCGCGCAAGGAGAAGAAGCCAAAGCAGGGAGAACCACGCGGAUACUUUCACGGAUAGUUUUGUUGCCGGCGCCGCCUCGGGUGCGUUUGCAUCAGUGGCGACGAUGCCUUUUGAUGUAGGCAAGACAAGAACACAAGUAUUCAGGGACUCGGGGACAUUAGCCAAGUCGGCGGUGGGCAAUGCGGUAGUGGCACCAGAAGAACAAUCGAUGGGGAGACUGCUGUGGCACAUCUUCCGGACGGAGGGGAUGGGAGGGUUGUUUAAGGGUUGUGUACCGCGCACGCUGAAGGUGGCGCCGGCAUGUGCGGUCAUGAUCAGCAGUUAUGAGGUGGGUAAGAGGGUGUUUAGGGGGGUGAAUGAGAGAAGGAUGUUGAAGGACGUUGGCGGUGGGGAGGAACCAGGUGCUGCUGCUUGAACCACCCGCUUGAGCGGCUCCGACUACUCAUCCAUUACUUCUUCUUUGUAAUAUGAGCUGGGUGUGUGAACUCUCCACUUUUUUUCCCUGUUUCUAUUAGCAUCACUAUUUUUCUUGUUGGUUUCAUGGGGUUUCUUCAAGGAUACUGGAAUGAUGGUUAGGUCGGCCGGAAGGAAGGGGGGGUUAAAUAAGCAUGUUUGGCGUUUUUUUUUUGCAUUUUUAGAAAGAAUCGAAGAUAUAUGGUGGGUUAGAUUGAGGGGGAGAGUACACUAGGGAGGGGGAAGGGUGAGUAAAAUGAGAAGUACCCCAAGGAUGUUGCUCUAUGACAUGCUGGGUGGGUAGAGACAGCGAGAUAAUGUAUAUCAUUUGUAACAAUAUAAAAGUGUGCAUAUAUUAUCAUUUUCUGGCUUCA
Podospora pseudopauciseta is the source of this 2176-nucleotide messenger RNA. RefSeq names its product Carrier protein, mitochondrial (gene MTM1). Gene Ontology annotation, cellular component: mitochondrion. The record is from RefSeq and is a predicted model, not a curated record. The coding region runs from base 388 to 1764 and encodes 458 amino acids. The transcript is spliced from 2 exons. Gene Ontology annotation, biological process: mitochondrial transmembrane transport. Lineage: Eukaryota; Fungi; Ascomycota; Sordariomycetes; Sordariales; Podosporaceae.